Molecule: messenger RNA, 5116 nt
Organism: Punctularia strigosozonata HHB-11173 SS5
Lineage: Eukaryota; Fungi; Basidiomycota; Agaricomycetes; Corticiales; Punctulariaceae
Exons: 18
Coding region: 167-5089 (1640 amino acids)
Biological process (GO): lipid transport; transmembrane transport
Cellular component (GO): intracellular membrane-bounded organelle; membrane
Molecular function (GO): ABC-type transporter activity; lipid carrier activity; ATP binding
Source: RefSeq, a predicted model, not a curated record
AACCGUGGCUUACGGACGCUGCGGACAGGCAGCGGGAAACAGCUCUUGCUCUUUGCUCUCGUCUCGCAGGCGCGCACACGACUCUCGCUCACUGCAGGCCGAGCGUUGAAUCUGAAGGCUCUCAGCGCCACAAAGUCAUCGGCACAGACCAGCUCCCUGCCAGACCAUGACCGGCAAGCUUUUGUGGCGUCAAUUCAGCGUCCUGUUCUGGAAGAAUUGGAUUGUCCUCUCCAAGCACUCAUGGCUGAACCUUGUACGGUGCUUCAUCCUUCCCAUCGGCUACGGCAUCUUCUUGGCCGUCGCGCAAAUCUUUCUCAGCAGGCCUAACAAUUAUGGCAUCGGCGAGCCCACGCCAAUACGAGACCUCCGCCGCGCUUACUCGGGUUCUACGCCUUUAUGGUGGGCCGACGGGACAAAUGGAACGGCGUCCCCGUCGCCACAGGAUAUAAUGUCGCAUAUCACGCAAGGGCUUACACCUAAACAGUUACGGAACGUCAAGAAGGCGAUGAACAUUGAUGACAUACCUGGACACUGUCCACAGAAUUUCAACGGCUUCAGCGAGUGUUUUGCGGCCAUAGCGUUCAAUCCCGUCGACAACACCAUCACUGAUACAUCGGGGGGACGACCGGCGGCUACCAGCGCUCUUUCCUCGGCACGGCCGACGUCUACCCCUACCACGUCCCAUCACGGCACUUUCAACGAUACCAUCAUAGCCGUUCCUGGCACACGAGUAGCUUAUACCAUCAUGGCCGAUGCCGGACUGUUUCGGAUCGACGUCAAGAAGCAUACCAGUGACUUUGAAAAACGCAUUCUACCUUUGCAAUUAGCGGUCGAUCAGGCGAUUAUAUCAUUAAGCACAGGGGUUAAUAUCCCCAAACCACUCGAAUGGCCUUUCACGCAGGAGACCAACAAGGAACAAUUCACGAAGCUGCGCUUGAGUUACAUCCGGGGUAUUCGUACUCUGCUCGUACUCGCUCUAUUUAUAUGUUAUAUAGGCAUAGCCUACCAACUCCCAGGAGCAUUCAUGGGUGAAAGGGCUAACCUUCUCACCAGUCAUCUCAAGGCGAUGGGUUUGUAUGACUCGGCUCGCAUACUGUCUUGGCAUCUCAGCCACUGCCUGGCUUAUCUUCCGGCGUGGAUUAUUGUCGCACUUGUUUGGCAUUUCCGCAUCUUCACUGGCACACAUGUCCUCCUGGUUCUCGCCGUGCACUUGCUCUUUGGCCUCUCACUCGCCUCUUACUCGCUCUUCCUAGCGACCCCGUUCGGGUCUUCCCCGCAGCUCGCAGCAGUCACGUCCACAUUCCUCUCCAUCGUGCUGGCUAUAAUUGCCCUGAUCAUACGUCGACCGGGCAAUGGGGUUGCAUUUAUCUUCAGUGUCAUAUUCCCACCUGGAUUCUACAUCUUCGCUAUCAAAGCGAUCUGCGGAUGGGAGAACGAGCAGAUCCCGACCAACGCUUCGAAAGGAGAUCCCGACGACGGGCUUCGACUCUUGCCCCUGAUGAUCGCUGCCUUGAUUGAUAUCUUCCUCUGGCCGUGGUUGGCCGUGUUAUUGGAAAGACACUUGUAUGACCCCAAAUCACCGUCAGCCAGGCGUUCUUGGUUCUCUAGGUUAUUCGGCAAACGUGAAGGAAUGAUACCUCAGGACGUCAAUGUGUCUCCUGAUAUAGCGAUCUCAGUACGGAAUCUGCACAAAAAGUAUUUGCCAGGAUGGUUCGGUCGCAAGCAAGCUGUGACUGCAGUCGAGGACCUAUCCUUUGACGUGCCGAAGAACGGUAUUUUCGUAUUGUUAGGGUCUAACGGCGCCGGUAAAUCGACCACGUUGUCCAUUCUGGGCAAUUUAUUGGGCCGUACCUCCGGUUCCGUCACGUUUUCAGGAGGCGUUACCCGUCCGCCGCGCGGAACUCUUGGCAUUGUCCCGCAGAAGAACGUCUUCUUCCCCGAGCUAAGUUGCUUGCAGAAUAUCCGGGUAUGGCAGGCGGUGAAGCACAAUGCAUUGAACGGUGACGACAAGGAAGACAUCGAGCAAUUGUUGAGGGAUUGUGACCUUGGCUUGAAGAUCCAUGCCAAUGCAAGCACUCUAUCCGGAGGACAGAAGCGAAAGUUGCAAUUAGCAGCUGGGCUCGUCGGCGGAUCUAAUGUUGUCCUGGUUGAUGAGUGCACUUCCGGGGUAGACCCGCUGUCGCGUCGGGCGUUAUGGAGAAUAUUGACCUCGGUUCGCCAUAAUCGCACCAUCAUCUUUACUACGCACUUUUUGGAUGAAGCCGACUUGCUUGGCGAUCACAUAGCCAUCCUCGCCGCUCCGGGCAAGCUCGUCGCUCAUGGCACUCCUGUGUCGCUCAAGACUACUCUUGGAGAGGGCUAUAUCCUCCAAGUCACCUUCAACGCAGCAUCUCUGGACGAUAAAGUGGUGCCGAUACCACCCUUGGCUCUUGUCCAGGAUCGCCUACGGACCGUCGCUCCGGACACCUAUUACACCGUACAAUCUCCGUCACAAGCAGCCUUCCAUCUCAAGACGAAGGAUCCCAGAACAGUUGAAGCUAGCUUGCGCAUCCUCAGUGCCGACGCGCAUGAAUUCAGCGUUGUUUCUUACGACGUGCAUGGAACCUCCAUUGAAGAUAUUUUCCUCGGACUCAUAGCCACAAACGACAAGACACUGACACUACCCGAGAAGAAGGUAGACACUGAAAAGAGCCAAACAUCUUCGAUACAGUCACUCCCACCAGACAAUGCUACUACAGUGGCUCUUCAACUCACUACAGGGCGGCCCCGGUCCCCGUACAGCCAAGCGUUCACUAUAUUCCAUAAGCGAGUCAUGAUUGCUCGACGUAGUUGGCUGACGCCAGCCUUGGCUAUACUGGUUGCUAUAUGCGGCGCAUGCAUCCCGAUCUUCUUCAUUAGCAACCGUUCGAAGACUUGUGCGACGACUUUUCACUCAUCCGAGGUCCUCCCGUUGUACUUCCCUAUAUCCCCUCUCACGUUUGUCAACACAAGACGGGGAAGUGAUAUCCUGGUAACCCCUCCGGGUAUCGCUUCCGAUCUCGGCGUUACGGCGGCCACUCUCAACAUUUCGAACAUACAAGAUAACUCCACGUUUGUUAGCGACAUACAACAGAAUUUCCGGAAUUUGAGCUUAGGAGGCGUAUCCAUCAACACGAACUCGUUGGAGUCACUUGUCGCAUGGGAAGCGACAGCACCGGGAUACACUGGUCCUACGAUGCUAAAUCUCGCAAGCAACGUUCUGUACAACCGGGCACUCAACCAAUCGGGCUUUGCACUCACGUCAAGCAUCAUCAACGCAAACUUCCAAUACUUCCCGCCUGUGGAUGCUGGGACGCUCGUGGCAUUAAAAUGGGUGGCUUUCUUUGGUGCAGCAAUGUCUGUAUAUCCGGCCUUUUUCAGUUUGUAUGUGUCCAGGGAGCGGAGAUCUUCAGUCCAGGCGAUGCAGCUCAGCAACGGUCUCAGUGACCCCAUCGGCUUGUGGCUCGGCCACCUUCUAUUUGACUCUAUAUUCUCUGUGUUUGCCGCUAGCAUCAUCAUCGUCGUGUUUGGUACUGCUUCCGAGCAGUUCAGUGGUCUAGGCUUUUUCUGGGUGGUCUUGGUAUUGUACGGCAUAGCUGGGACGCUAUUUGCGUACUGCACCUCCCUCUUCGUGGCGACACCCCUGGCUUCAUUCGCGGUAAUGGCAGGGUAUCAGAUAAUCAUGUUCAUACUUUACCUGGCGGCAUACCUGCUCAUUCUCACGUAUGCAAAAACAUCUAAUGCAGACCGCGAGAUGACAAUAGUUCACUACACUCUAUCGAUGGCAUCUCCUGUGGCGAGCGCGAUGAGAGCUGCCUUCGUCUCUGUGAACCUGUUUUCGCUGUUAUGCUCGGGUUCCGCGCCCGUCACCACAGCGUCCAUGGGCACUAUAGGACGUUACGGUGGUCCUAUCCUCUAUCUCUUUUGCUGGAGUUUCUUUCUCUUCGGAGUUCUGGUAUGGAUGGACUCGGGGUCUGUUCUGUCCAGAAAAGCGACAAGAGAUAUUUCUACAGCUGCGCCCGCUAACACAAUCCCUCGUCCGGACGUUGAGGCAGAGGCAAAGGCUGUAGUUCAUUCUGACGAUGCGCUUCGUGUGCUGAAUGUGAGCAAGUCAUUCGGACCCAACAAGGUCCUUCAUGACGUUACUUUGGGCGUAUCUCGAGGCACGAUUUUUGGUCUUCUUGGACCCAAUGGCGCCGGCAAGACGUCUCUUUUCCGUCAGAUAUGCGGAGACCUGACACCCGACCGUGGCAACAUUCUCAUCGAAAAUACUUCUGUCGUUCGACACCCUCGCAUUGCCCGAUUGAACCUUGGCGUCUGCCCCCAAUUUACCGCUAUAGACCCUCAACUGACUGUACGGGAACAUUUGGCGGUCUACGGAAGAUUGAAGGGUUUGAUGCGAGGGGCAGAACUGCAUCACAACGUCGAGAUCGUAAUGCGUGCAACGACGCUGGACAACUAUGCCGAUCGCUUGGCUAGCACCCUUUCCGGCGGUAAUCAGCGGAAACUGAGUUUGGCCAUCUCUCUGAUGGGUAAUCCGUCUGUCGUGUUGAUUGACGAGUUCUCGUCUGGCAUCGACCCUCGCACCCGGCGAGACAUGUGGAACACACUGAGGGCGGUGGCAACGGGUAAAGCAGUGGUAAUAACGACACAUUCGAUGGAGGAAGCUGCCGCGCUGGCCAACAAAGUGGGGAUCUUGGCUAAGCGUCUACUUGCGGUGGGCACGACCGAUAUCCUUGCUGCACGUUAUGCCAACUAUGAGGUCCACUUCACGUGCCGUACGGGUGAGGAUGUGCGGCGUGCCCAGGAACUCAUGCGGCGCAUACCUGGUUCGCGCAUGGCGGAUGAUGUUGCAACGCGAUUCGAGGUUCCCAUCGACCCCACCGAUCGGCGUGGACUAUCACUCGCAAGCCUAUUUGGGAUACUAGCGGAACACGGAGACUUCGCGGAAUACACAGUGGAGAGACCGAGCCUGGAGAGCGUGUUUCUGAAGGUGAUCAGGGAGGCCAAUGUCGCGGAGGAGGAUAGCACGCCGUCACGGCGCAGGCGAUGGUGGCCUAUACAUCGUUAGGGAUAUCGGCAUCAUGCACUUACAUCG